AAUGGCUAUGUUUGCUUCUGCUUCUUCUUCCCAAGUUCCUUCUGGAAAUUAUGAAGUUUUCAUCAGCUUUAGAGGAUCAGACGUCAGAUUUGGUUUCCUCAACCAUUUGACAAAUGAGUUGCGUCGAGAGAGCAUAGAUGUCUAUGUGGAUGACAGGCUCGAAAGAGGAGAAGAAAUAUCAUUAGCGCUUGUAAAAGCAAUAGAAGGAUCCAAGAUAGCGUUGGUGAUAUUCUCAAAAGAUUAUGCUUUUUCACAGUGGUGCUUGGAAGAGCUUGUCAAAAUCAUAGAAUGCAAGGAAACUGGUAAGCAGACUGUGAUACCAAUUUUUUACCACGUAGAUCCAUCAGAUGUCAGGCACCAAAGAGGCACUUAUGAGGAGGCAUUCACUCAUCAUGAACAGAAGUUCAAAGACAACGUGCAAAAGUUGCAAAUUUGGAGAUCUGCCUUGAAAAAAACUGCAAACUUAUCUGGUUAUCAUUCAUCACAUUUUCGAAAUGAACCUGAACUCAUCAAUGUAAUAGUUGAAAAUGUCUUAAGAAAAUUGGAAGAUAACAGUUCAAUUGUGCUGGGAUCUCAACUCACUGGAUUUCAUCAAAAUUUUACUAGUGUUGAAUCAUUAAUGGAAAAUGAGUUGCCAGAAGUUCGAGUUCUUGGAAUUUGGGGCCCAGGAGGGAUAGGCAAAACAACCCUUGCUCGUGCUAUAUUUCACAAAUUCUCGUCUCAAUUUGAAAGUCAUUGUUUCUUAGACAAUGUGAGAGAAGAAUCAACAACGGUUGAUGGUUUGAGUCCUUUGCUUCAAAAACUUUUUUUUGAGCUAUUAGAUAAAAAAUACGACAUAAAUAUGAACCGAGCAGUGAGAAGGCUGAAACAAAAAAAAGUGUUAAUUGUACUUGAUGAUGUGGACAAUCCAAAGCAACUAAAAGAUCUGGUUGGACAACAACUUUACUUGGGAAGGGGCAGUAGAGUCAUUGCAACAAGUAGAGACAAGCAUGUUCUUAAGAGUGGAGGGAUUCAUGAAAAAUAUAUACAUGAAGUCAAAGAAUUGAGUUUAGAAGAAUCACUUGAACUGUUCAGCAUGCAUGCCUUCAAUCAAAAUCAUCCCAUUAAGGAAUAUGAAGAGCUAUCAAAUUUGACAGUUGCCUUGGCUGGAGGCAUUCCUUUAGCUUUAGAAGUUCUAGGUUCCCAUUUUCAUUCUAGAGAUGAAGCAUAUUGGAAAAGUGAGCUUAGCAAACUCCAAAAGUAUCCCCCUCAGAAUAUUCAGGAUAGAUUGAAGAAAGAUCAAGUUAUUCCUGUGCUAGAGGCUUGUGGUUUCAAAGCGGUUAGUGGAAUACAAAAUCUUAUAGAUAAAGCUCUCGUGAAGUCAGGAAAUCGAUGA
Molecule: messenger RNA, 1375 nt
Organism: Neltuma alba
Lineage: Eukaryota; Viridiplantae; Streptophyta; Magnoliopsida; Fabales; Fabaceae
Product: TMV resistance protein N-like
Exons: 4
Coding region: 2-1375 (457 amino acids)
Biological process (GO): signal transduction; defense response
Molecular function (GO): ATP hydrolysis activity; ADP binding
Source: RefSeq, a predicted model, not a curated record